AUGGCCGCGAUGAACUCGUUCAUCCAGGAGCUGCGCAAUCUGAGCAGCACCAGCAGUGCCAGCAGCAUCGACUCGGGCUUCACCGGGGACUCCAACGCGGGCAGUGGCCGGGCCACUGCCAACCAACCGCCGCAGGCGCAGCCCCAGCAACAGCUGGGCGCCAUCUGGGGCAACAAGUCACUCUGGGGUGGACCACCGCAGAGUCCACCUGCCAAGUCAUCGCCGGAAUCCGCCACAGGUAGUUAUGCUAGCAAAGAUUCCCCUCCACCUCCUCCGACGGGUUCCAAUCCGUGGGCCACGGCGGUCCUCGAUCCGUCCCAGCCGCAGCAGCCCCAAUCGCCCAGCUUUUCGCCGAGCAUUUGGGAAAACUCCACUCCAAAGGUCGCUUCCGCCGCAGCCACCGAGCAGCCGUCACUGGCAGCGUCCGGAGCGUCGCCACUCGGCUCGAUCUGGAUGAUUCCGGAGCAGCCGGAACCGUCGGCACGCAGCGUCUGGGGUGAGUCCACAAAGCUGCUCCGACCGAUGGAGGUUGGAAGCGGCAGUAAGUUGAGUUCGCUUUGGACGCCGAACGCAGCCACCGCACCACCGGCUGCGUCCGGUACGAACGUUCUUAAAUCGCUGCGACUGGCGGGAACGGUCGGUGCCGGAUCUGGAUCUAGCUCCAGCUUCGGGCUCGGGGGACUCACCACGACCCCCGCAACCCAGCAGCUCUUCUCGGACGAGUUUCUCAGUUAUCUUAAUAUCAACAAUUAG
Messenger RNA from Culex quinquefasciatus (southern house mosquito), 753 nucleotides. RefSeq names its product mediator of RNA polymerase II transcription subunit 15-like. The coding region runs from base 1 to 753 and encodes 250 amino acids. The transcript has a single exon. The record is from RefSeq and is a predicted model, not a curated record. Lineage: Eukaryota; Metazoa; Arthropoda; Insecta; Diptera; Culicidae.